Nannizzia gypsea CBS 118893 is the source of this 300-nucleotide messenger RNA. RefSeq lists its product as hypothetical. The coding region runs from base 1 to 300 and encodes 99 amino acids. Lineage: Eukaryota; Fungi; Ascomycota; Eurotiomycetes; Onygenales; Arthrodermataceae. The transcript has 3 exons. The record is from RefSeq and is a predicted model, not a curated record.
AUGCACUACAGCUUCGUUGCACUCUUCAACUUUUUGGGCCUCUUGUCCCGCGCUGAAGCUAGAUCAUGCGGACAUACCUAUUUAUACUGCGGAGUUACCCUUCAAGAUAAAGGAUGGAGCCAGUCAGAACUCGUCAACAUAAUCAAUAAGGAUCAGUUUCCCAAUCCAAACGCCGUUGAUGACUAUCGGAAUGCGCUAUUCCAAUGCGGCGAUAGUGAUAACCCUUUUUAUGUCGGAUACUGCAAUGCGGGUUGUAUUAAUGAAGGUAGUGGGCAUGAUGACAUUUGUAAAGAUCCAUAA